AUGUGGAAUAUGAAUAUUCCGUCAGAUCUCCUGCAAGAGAUACUGUCCCGCCUCAGUUUAAAAGCCAACAUACAAGCUUCCACUGUCUGCAAGACAUGGCGUGAAGCAGCUGUUUCUGUCAGAGAGUUACAACCUCACCCUUGGCUUUUUUAUCCACUAAAAGAACCAGAAGAGGGAAACUACAUUCUUUUUGAUCCAUCACGGUCUCAAACAUAUAAGCUUAAUUUCCCAGAGUUACAGGGCUAUGCAUUCUCUUAUUCGAGGGAUGGUUGGUUACUUGUGGUCACAAAUAUACAAAAAGGAGCAGUACCUGGUUUGUUUUUCUUAUUUAACCCAUUUACCCGGGAGCACAUUUACUUACCCACGUUGAAACCUAAAUCAAACGUUUGCUUAGCCUUCUCAGCCGCUCCUACAUCAAGUAGGUGUUUGGUGAUCUCGCUCAACGACUCUUACUCUAGGACCCCCUCAUACAUUCUGAUCGAUACUUGUCGGCCUGGUGAAACCGUAUGGACCACACAUAGAUAUAAGAACAAGCUCCCCCGUGGUAGAUGGAACGAUUUGAAGAUGUAUAUUCUGUAUCAGUUCGUGAAGUAUUACAGGAGGUAG
Messenger RNA from Raphanus sativus (radish), 606 nucleotides. RefSeq names its product F-box/kelch-repeat protein At3g18720-like. Bases 1 to 606 code for a protein of 201 amino acids. The transcript has a single exon. Gene Ontology annotation, molecular function: protein binding. The record is from RefSeq and is a predicted model, not a curated record. NCBI's taxonomy places the organism in Eukaryota, Viridiplantae, Streptophyta, Magnoliopsida, Brassicales, Brassicaceae.